AUGGCUACAUUGACGACCAUCCAGCUCCCUAAAGAAUAUGGCUAUGUCCUCAUCACGGCAGCGAGUUCUUACCUUCUCUCAAACUGGCUCGGAGCGCGCAUUGCUCCCUUUCGUCGAGCCGCCACAGUUGACCACCCGAACGCCUUCGUAUCUGUAGAAACCAUUGCCAAUGCAUCGUCCGCGGAAGAGAAACGUGCCUUGUAUUUGUUCAAUUGCGCCCAGCGUGCGCAUUACAACUUCCUUGAGAACUAUCCGGCUGCCUUGACGGGCAUGCUCAUCAGUGGAUUGAGAUAUCCUAUAUUCGCAGCCGCAGCGGGUGCGGUUUGGAUCUUUGGGCGUAUUCUAUACGCUACGGGUUAUACUAGCACAAGCGAGAAUAAUGUCAAUGGAAGCGGUCGGUGGGCUUACGGGGGAUUUCGCCUAUUUGUUUUGGAACAAAUUGGCAUUUCUCUGCCGGAGCACCCAAGGAUGUCUGAACAAUAUGUCCCAUCCCCUUACCAAAACCACCCACUAAAACCACACUCUCUCGAAAUCCGGCUCCUUACAUUAGAGCCAGCAGUGUCCUGGACAGAUGAAAUCUGCUGCACCCUGACCAUCGCCAAUCUCCAAUAUUACCCACAAUUUGAAGCUCUUUCCUACACGUGGGACGGAGGCUUCAAUACCGAAACCAUCAAGCUCUCGAACACACCCUAUCUUGUCACAUCAAAUCUUAAAUCAUUCCUCCUCCACCGUCGUUUACAAAUAGAAGCAGUCAAUCUUUGGAUCGACGCAUUAUGCAUUAAUCAGUCCUCCAAUCCCGAGAAAUCUUCCCAGGUUCGCAUGAUGAAUAAGAUCUACGCCUGCGCAACAAAAUUGAUGGUUUGGCUGGGUCCAGAAGCAGACGAAAGCUCUCUCGCCAUGGAAGAUUUACAACGCCUUGGUGCAGGGUCACCGUAUGAUAAAAUGCCAAUCCUAAGUGGCUCAGUUUUAACGGCCGUCAAGAAGCUCCUCACUCGCCGCUGGUGGUCGCGAAUCUGGAUCAUCCAAGAAGUAGUCUGGGGUGGGCUAGGCCACAAAGUUCACGACAUACGCGUACGGUGUGGGACAAAGGAAGUAUGGUGGGUGAAUCUUGUCAUUGCAGCUGCUCGAAUGCAAGCUCAUGCCGAUGAUCAACGGCAAUAUUACCCCGCCAUAGAAAAUAUUCUAAAGCUUGAGGAAAAUCGUAAUCAAGGCGAAUUGUUUGGGGAAAGUGUUGCAAAUGAGAUGAUGGUAAUGGAUCUAGUUGCUAUGCAUCGCCAUUUUCAGGCUACCGAUCCGAGAGAUAAGAUUUAUGCCUUGAUGGGUAUGGUUUUUGGCGAAGGCCACAGACCUUAUUCUGGGAUUAGGGUUGACUACUCUAUGGAUGCUAGAGAACUAUAUGUGAUUUUUGCCAUGUUGGCUUUGCAGAACGGACCAGGUUUGGAAAUUUUGCGCCAUUGUCGCUCUCCGGCCGUGGAAUUGCUGCCUUCUUGGGUUCCGGAUUGGUCCCUUGGUAGAGUUGAGAAACCUCUUCCAAGCAGGAAAAUUUCAAGAGAUAAAAAUAAUCCAUGGUGGCUUAGGCUAAAGCAUUCUCUUAGCAAACACGAAAGUGAGGAGCAGGACAGCCCAGCUUUCAUAGAGGAAGGCCUGGGAAAAGGAUUGCGGCUAAACACUGGUUUACCCGGCGACAUUCAACUUAACACGAUAUCAAAAAGUUUCGCAGACGCUAGUUCGCCAGAAAUACUAGGCGUGAUAAAAGAAUUGAUGGAUGCUGGUCGAUUGAUUGGGGUCUCGACGAACGACGAGUGCGAAGACGAGGUCGUCAGCAAAAAUGGCAAUAAGACAAUUGAAGAUGUUGAAAAGCGAAUUGUUAGAAGAAGCGAAAGGAUAACACGCCAGAAUACAGAAUCCAAAGCAAAAGCUUUCUCAGCUGACCCGGUUGUAAGAUAUGCAGCAGCAGGUGAUACAACAGCAAAUUUUUCAGCGGACCAAGCUACGAAUACUUUAGAAGCUGAAGGGAUACUAUUCGACGUCGUUGGCCAAACUCAUGAUCCAUUCGUCGAUAACCUCAAUGCAGAAUGGGAGAAUUCAACCCAUUUUAUGUUGGCGAUCGGUCAAUGCAAGCAACUCGCGCUUAGUGAGUACAUAGGCCAAAACCCAUACAUUAACCUUGAAGCACGAGUGGAAGCAUUCUGGCUCACGCUAUUUGCCGGCCGAGUAACAGAUAAUUCGGGAGCAGAACUCAGUAUCGAUGAGAUGCCAUUUCACGAAUGGCUACCACCUAUCCCUAUUACCUGGGUCCCAGGGCCACCUCGAGUGACUGUCACCAAUACAGGCCGACUGGAAGCAGGCGAAAAUCAUAAGGCAAUGGAAUCUAUGCUCAGCGAGCUGAAAUGUAGACAUCCGGGUCAUAAUUUUAAGAUAGAAUCGCCCGGAGCGAGGAUGUUAAGCAAUCUUCAGCCUGAAGAAUGGACGGAUAUAAAUUUGGAGUAUCAUACUACCAGGUUCCAGCAGCUGGGUUCCUUGUGGCUCCAACAACCGUUCGAUCUGUACCAUCGGCCAUUCGCUCUACCAACUGUUAUUCCGGAUCCAUUCUGGGAAACAAGACAGACAGAGGAUCAGGUGGCACUUUUGAGGCUCAAAACUCAAGAGUUCGAAGGCAUGAUAGGCUACAACCCUUCCAGUGGCCCGGAUGAACAGCCAUGGAAUGCACGCCAAUGGUUUGAACAAGCCUUACAGAAAGACGUACCGGUUGUACCUAAAGGUACACUUGAUCCGGGGUUAGAGAGUUUCGCGCUUGGACGGAGGUUUUUCGUUACAAAAAAGGGGUAUUUGGGACUCGGACCUAGAGAUACAAAAGUUGGCGAUAGAGUGAGUGUGUUGCUAGGUUCGGAUGUGCCUUUGAUUUUGAGGGAAAGAGAGAGAACCUCUCAAGGGGGAUGGGAAGUGGUGGGGGAGACAUAUGUUCAGGGAAUUAUGGAGGGAGAAGCCAUUGAGAAAUGGAAGAUGGGGCGUUUGGAAAUUCGGAAGUUAGUUUUGCAUUGA
Lachnellula hyalina is the source of this 3042-nucleotide messenger RNA. Its product is annotated as Heterokaryon incompatibility protein 6,OR allele. Gene Ontology annotation, cellular component: membrane. The record is from RefSeq and is a predicted model, not a curated record. NCBI's taxonomy places the organism in Eukaryota, Fungi, Ascomycota, Leotiomycetes, Helotiales, Lachnaceae. The coding region runs from base 1 to 3042 and encodes 1013 amino acids. The transcript has 3 exons.